Durusdinium trenchii is the source of this 738-nucleotide messenger RNA. The record is from the annotation of a GenBank genome assembly. NCBI's taxonomy places the organism in Eukaryota, Dinophyceae, Suessiales, Symbiodiniaceae.
AUGCCAGCGCCCUUCAGCUUCGCCGUGCGCCGCUCCGAGCAGCAUUCCCCCGAGGGCACCAUCUCCAUCGAGGAGCUCACCACUGUGGGCGGCGGCUCUGGUCCUGCGCAACCGGUCUGCAGCAUGUCCUCGACUGGGCGAGCACAAGGCAUGAGCUUUGCGUUAAACGCCUCAACUUCGGUGUCCUUCUCGGGCGAUGUGCAUCUCCAUGCGUGGCUCGCGCAUCAGUUUUCGGGCCAGAACGCCGCAAGCCUGUCGCUGGUGUCUCGCGCGCGGCAGUUUAGCAGCUUCAUCGUGCUGGUGGGCCGCAUCAUUUCGGCCACACAGUUUGAUCCCAAAUAUGCUGUCCUGGUGCAGAACAAGGACGAGCUGGAGAUCCCCCUGGAGCUCUCAACGAUCCCCACGCCCAAGGAGUUUAAAGAUGCCAUCGAGUCCUUGUCUCCAGAGCAGCAGGCCUUUGCCAAGGCCUUCAGGGCUAUGCAGUUGGAGAGUACGCUCUUCGGCAUUGUCGUGGUGCAAGUGAAGCCACAGCUGGAGCAACUCUUGAAUUUGCCAGCUGAUAGCCUCACCAAAGAGAUCAAACUCACACAGGACUUGAUGCAGCUCUUUAUCAAGUAUCAGAUCCCCAGCGACUUGCUAUCCUUCUCAGAGGACCUGCUGAUGCCGGGAGAUCUUCCAAGUGCCACCCGAAAGUUGGAGAUCGUGAAAAGCCAGGUGAGGAAAUACGUUUUGACUUGA